Vicugna pacos (alpaca) is the source of this 1026-nucleotide messenger RNA. Lineage: Eukaryota; Metazoa; Chordata; Mammalia; Artiodactyla; Camelidae. The record is from RefSeq and is a predicted model, not a curated record.
AUGGCAUUUAACCAUACAGCAUUCUCUGAUAUUCACCUUGUAUCUUCAGCUUUGAAAACAAAUAAAUAUUCCCAUGUAAAGAAUUGCUCUACAUCUGUGAGUAGAUUCAUCCUUUUAGGCUUCCCUUGUACCUGGGAAAUUCAGAUCCUCCUUUUUUCAGUCUUUUUUGGGACAUAUAUUCUGACAGUCAUUGGAAAUCUGUGCAUUAUCUGUGUUGUGAGGUGGGACCAUCGACUACAGACUCCAAUGUGCAUCUUGCUGGCCAAUUUUCCCUUCCUGGAAAUCUGGUUUACCACCUCCACUGUCCCUAAUAUGCUAGCCACCCUUCUCUCUGACACCAGCACCAUCUCCUUCUCAGGCUGCUUCCUCCAGUUCUACUUCUUCUUCUCCACAGGCACCACUGAGACCUUCUUCUUGUCUGCCAUGGCCUUUGACAGGUACCUUGCUAUCUACGGGCCCCUGUGCUACCCCACUGUCAAGACAGUUCAGCGCUGCAUCAGAAUGGGAGCCUGCUGCUGGACGUGUGGCUUCUUGUACUUCCCCUUGCCUGUUUACCUAAUCUCUCAGCUCCCAUUCUGUUGUCUCAAUAAGAUUGAUCACUUCUUAUGUGACCCAGGACCCCUUAUAAAGCUGUCCUGGGUGCCAGCUCCUGUUACUGAGAUCAUCUGUGCCACCUAUAAUUCAGUUCUCAUCUUCUCCACCUUAAUCUUCAUUACCAGCUCCUACACCCUGGUAAUCAGGGCUGUGCUUAGGGUCCCCUCAGCAGAAGGCCGGCGUAAGGCUUUCUCUAUGUGUGGCUCCCAUCUGGCUGUGGUGUCCCUAUUCUGUGGUUCUAUUAUGGUCGUAUAUGUGAGCCCAACAGCGGGCAAUCCAGCAGGGAUUCAGAAAUAUGUGACUUUGUUCUAUUAUGUGUUAAUCACUUUCAACCCCUUGAUCUAUAUUCUACAUAAUAAGGAGAUGAAGGAGGCUCUGAAAAAAUUAUUCAGGACUGUGAGAUUUAGUCAGAGGCAUGGAAGAAAUCUUUGA